Messenger RNA from Polyodon spathula (Mississippi paddlefish), 681 nucleotides. RefSeq names its product complexin-4-like. Gene Ontology annotation, molecular function: syntaxin binding. Gene Ontology annotation, biological process: neurotransmitter transport; regulation of neurotransmitter secretion; synaptic vesicle exocytosis. The coding region runs from base 136 to 618 and encodes 160 amino acids. NCBI's taxonomy places the organism in Eukaryota, Metazoa, Chordata, Actinopteri, Acipenseriformes, Polyodontidae. The transcript has 3 exons. Gene Ontology annotation, cellular component: terminal bouton; SNARE complex. The record is from RefSeq and is a predicted model, not a curated record.
GCCCUUGAUGAGAUGUCCAGGCAGCAGACUUGAUUCAGAGGCUCCCAUUGGACUGUGUUAAAGAAACCAAACCAGGGCGGGUCAUAAAAAGGAGUUCAUUCUUGUUUUUAAAAGCGGGCCGAGCCAUCGAGCAGAAUGUCUUUCCUUUUGAAAAGCAUGGUGAGCAAUCAGGUGAAAAACCUGGGUCUAGGAGGGGGUGAGGAGGAGAAAAAAGCUGAUGGGGCUGCUGCAGACCCAGCUGCAGCUGCAGGCAUGACCCGGGAGGAAUAUGAGGAGUACCAGAAGCAGGUGGUGGAGGAGAAGAUGGAAAGAGAUGCUGAGUUUGCAUAUAAGAAAGCAGAAAGAGCAACUCUUAGGGUGCACCUACGAGAAAAGUAUAGAUUGCCAAAGAGUGAGCAGGAUGAGAAUGUGAUCCAGAUGGCUGGGGAUGACGUGGACAUACCCGAGGAACUGAGGAAGAUGGUGGAUGAAGACACUGUUGAGGAGGAAGAGAAAGGCUCCAUUCUUGGACAGAUUCAAAACAUCCAAAACAUGGACAUGGAUACGAUCAAGGAGAAAGCCCAAGCUGCUUUCUCAGAAAUGAAGGAGGCAGCAGAACAGAAAUGCACAGUAAUGUGAUCAGAGGAUCAACUGUAGUCCUAAACAUUAAUGUUCUUAUUUAUUCCUUUAUAAAUAGGGUUU